Messenger RNA from Perca flavescens (yellow perch), 3673 nucleotides. It is a transcript of the gene mctp1b, whose product is annotated as multiple C2 domains, transmembrane 1b. Gene Ontology annotation, cellular component: synaptic vesicle membrane. NCBI's taxonomy places the organism in Eukaryota, Metazoa, Chordata, Actinopteri, Perciformes, Percidae. The transcript has 20 exons. Gene Ontology annotation, molecular function: calcium ion binding. The record is from RefSeq and is a predicted model, not a curated record. Gene Ontology annotation, biological process: regulation of neurotransmitter secretion. Bases 351 to 3011 code for a protein of 886 amino acids.
UUUGUCUUCUGGGGAUCGUGAAUGUAGCCUACAAAUGUUCGUAUCAUCUAUUCUAUCAGACCAAAAUGGCGGACCAACUGACGGUCAAACGGUCGAUGCUGUGGUGGAGGGGUGGGUUCCCAAACAGGUAACGUUAGGGCGGGCCCUGCUGCUGUCUCCCCCCCGCCUCGUGUUGUUAAAUAUCUCGACGAAAAAGGGGCUGGACAACCCCCCCGACUACCAGCGGGGAAGCCACGACAUGUGUCCAGUGUUUAUGUGUUUAUGUGCAGCCGAGUAGGGACAGGGUUAAGCGGUAAAUCCAUCGGUGUGUGUGACCGUUGGUUUGGGCUCCGAGCAGAGCAGACGCGGGAAUGGAGCAGAGCGAAGGGGACGAGAAUGAGAGCGGCUCCUCGUCCCAACAAAAUACGAUGUGGAAACAGUUUCAAGCCAAAGCCAAGCCGCUGCUGAGCCCCAAGCUGGGCUCCAGGGACCCCGAGGAGAAGAAGGAGAGGGGCAUGUGGAUGUUCAAGAAGAUGAAAUGGAAGGAAAACGUCGCGCUGGACCGGGUGAUCUCGUCCUCGCAGCCCGACCUGCUCUUCUCCUCUCAGGUGGAUGUGGAGGCGAAGGAGGCGCAACUCUGCGGCAAAGCGGCCGGGAGCGGCCCCGGGAGCGGGCUCGGCAGGGAGAAGCUGCCGUCGCACAAGUCCGCCAUCCCGAAGAAGCCCACGGUGGCUCAACUGGUGCAGUCCCACCACAAGAGCUCUUCUCUCGGGUCAGCGUGCCUGGAGAGGCUGGCCGAACCCCCGCGCGGCGGCGGCGGCGACGGCAGCGGCGGCAGCAGCAGCGAAGGAGGCGAAGGAGGCGAAGGAGGCGAAGCGGCAGUUGCCGCAGCAACAGAAACACCGCUGGAGAGCAGCGAUGAACAGCCGGGUACGGCUGCUCCAUGCUCCUCGGGGGUCACGUCCGAGCGAGCCGUCCCCAGCUCAGGGAUGUACAAGCUGGACAUUGAGCUGAAGAGAGGACACAAUCUGGCCGUCAGAGACAGAGGAGGCAGCAGUGAUCCGUAUGUCAAGUUUAAGCUCGCUGGAAAAGAGGUGUUCAGAAGCAAAACCAUCCACAAAAACCUCAACCCAGUGUGGGACGAGAAAACAACUUUAAUAAUGGACUGUCUGAGUGACCCGCUGUAUGUAAAGGUGUUUGACUACGACUUUGGCCUUCAAGACGACUUCAUGGGUUCUGCCUACCUCUACCUCGAGUCCCUCGAGCAGCAGAGGACGAUACCUGUAACUCUGGUGCUGACGGACUCGCAGCACCCGGAUCAGGACCUGGGCACCCUGGAGCUGGCCGUCACCCUGACACCUAAAGAUAGUCCCAUAGAGGAGCGAAGAGACUCAACCCAGCAGCAGUCCAUCCGUCUCUCUGAGCUGCAUCGGAAAUCUCAGCUGUGGCGAGGGAUCGUCAGCAUCGCGCUGAUCGAAGGCCGGAACCUGAUCCCCAUGGACCCCAAUGGUCUCAGUGACCCCUACGUCAAGUUCAGACUGGGACCCCAGAAAUACAAGAGCAAGACGGUGCCAAAGACCCUUAGCCCCCAGUGGAGGGAGCAGUUUGACCUCCACCUGUAUGAAGAGAGCGGAGGAGUGUUGGAGAUCACCGUGUGGGACAAAGACACGGGGAGGAGAGACGACUUCAUCGGACGCUGCCAGUUGGACCUCUCCACUCUGUCCAAGGAGCAAACUCAUCACCUGGAGCUGGCCCUCGAGGAGUCCCGUGGCUACGUGGUGCUGCUGGUCACGCUGACCGCCUCGGCGCACGUCUCCAUCGCAGACCUGUCCGUCACACCGCUGGACGACCCGCUAGAGCGCAGCGAGAUACUCAAGCGAUACGGUGUGAUAAAGUCGUUCUCUAACUGGAGAGACGUGGGCAUCGUGCAGGUGAAGGUGAUGAGAGCCGAAGGACUCAUGGCUGCCGACGUUACCGGAAAGAGUGAUCCCUUCUGUGUGUUGGAGCUGAAUAACGACCGGCUGCAGACUCAUACGGUUUACAAGAACCUGAAUCCCGAGUGGAACAAAGUCUUCACUUUCAACGUUAAAGACAUUCACUCGGUGUUGGAGGUGACAGUGUUUGACGAGGACAGAGACCGGAGCGCUGACUUCCUGGGGAAAGUGGCCAUCCCGUUGUUACAUAUCCGUAACGGUGAGCAGAAGAGCUACGUGUUGAAAAAUAAGGAGCUGACAGGGCCGACUAAAGGAGUCAUCUACCUGGAGAUAGAUGUCAUCUACAACACUUUUAAAGCUGCUUUAAAGACUGUUGUCCCUGCAGAGCAGAAAUACAUCGAGGAAGAACCAAAAGUGUCCAAGCAGUUGCUCCAGCAGAACUUUAACCGUGUGAAGAGGUGCAUCAUGGUCCUGAUCAGCUACGGGACGUAUAUCAACAGCUGCUUCGAGUGGGAGUCUGCGCAGAGAAGCAUCGUCUCCUUUGUGCUGUUCGUGGUGGUGGUCUGGAACUUCGAGCUCUACAUGUUGCCGCUCGCUCUGCUGCUGCUGCUCGUCUGGAACUACUUCUUCUCCUCGAGCAGGGAAACGGCUGACUCCGCGGAGGCCGUGUUCGACUGGGAGGAUGAAGAAGAGGACAAAGAGGACAAGGAGUCGGAGCCCAAGGGCUUCAUGGGUAAACUGUACGCCAUCCAGGACGUGUUCAUCAGCGUUCAGAGCGCUCUGGACGACGUGGCUUCCUACGGAGAGCGGAUAAAGAACACCGGUAACUGGACAGUGCCUUUUCUCAGCUGGCUAGCGAUUGCUGCCUUAUGUUUGGCCACAGUCCUCCUCUACCUCAUUCCUCUUCGGUACCUUGUGCUGGCGUGGGGUGUGAAUAAGUUCACCAAGAAGCUGCGCGAUCCGUACAUGAUCGACAACAACGAGCUGCUGGACUUCCUGUCCAGAGUUCCCUCUGAUGUUCAAGUGAUGCACUACCGUGAGCUGAAGGUCGACCCCGGGCAAAGUCCCAACAAACGGCGAAGGACGAACCCGAGUUAGUUCGUCAUCGUCAUCCCCUCAGCUCCUGUAAACUCUGUAAACUACGUUAUUUAUAUAUUUCUGGUAUAUUUUAAACAAUUACGAAGAAGUCGUAACCCUUGAGUUGAUUUCUGUUUUGUUACUGUGGAAAGAUUUAUUUUCUAAAUCCUGUAAAGAAAUGACGUUAACGUUUUUUAAUCGGUUUUAUUUUCUUAAUGUUCUGAAUGUUUGUUACACACAUGUAUGCAUGUAUGAAGGUAUCUGUUACCUAAAGCUGGGGUUGGCAGCUUUUUUUAGGGCCAAGAAUCCCAUAAUAACCUUUUUAACCUAUUAAAAACUAGACUUCUGCUGCUCUUCUUGGCUGUUGUUUUCAGACUUUAGAAACUCUAGCCCAUGACGGGAGAGCUCGCCCAAUCACAGGUCAUUUCAGAGAAAGAGGGCGUUCCUAUUGGCUGUUCUAUAAACGCAGAUGUGUGUGUGUGUGUGUGUGUGUGUGUGUGUGUGGGUGUGCUUCCCUUCUUUUGGUGAAAGCCCGAAUCAAUGGAGGAAAGUCCUGCAGAAAAAGUUCCAACAUCCGUGUGUAUAUGCAGGUUUUUUUAAACACUUGUAAAGCCUCUAAGAAAUAGCCAAUAGACUCCCUAUUACAUUAAGCCCCGCCCACUGACUCUAUACACGAUGUGAUU